GCUCGACGGGACCUGCCACACCCUGUCGAACGUCGGGCUGGAAGCGCCGGCCAUUGUCACCCUGAGGCUGUGCACCCUCUUUCUGCGGGUCGGGGUCUUCGACCUCGGGCUGCCCCUGGGCAGGCUUGCGGCGCUGAUGGUGCGCGGGGACGGGCCCGGCAUCGGCGAGCUCUCCUGGCUGGAGGCACAGGUGCUGCAGGUCGCAAGGGCCGCGGGGUCCAGCGUCCGGGAGGAGACGGACGACAGGUACGGCGACAAGGAGCUCGUCGUCGAGGGCGAGGACGAGGGCCUGGACGUGGGUGCGUUCCUGGACGGCCUGGAGAGCGUGUUCAGACGGGAGCUGCCCGUCGCGGCUGCGCUGCAUGGGGCCACCAGAUAUUACUGCGCGUGGCCGUGGCACAGGUCCGAGAACGCUCCGCAGAGCUUCGGCAGUUUGCGCUCGUGCCGUCGUUCCGUCCCCCGUGCUCCCCCGCUCCCCGCCCGCCGCCGGCCCCCCGCCCUCCCGCCUGGGCGCGUCACAGCUGGAGAGC
Messenger RNA from Prorocentrum cordatum, 530 nucleotides. The record is from the annotation of a GenBank genome assembly. NCBI's taxonomy places the organism in Eukaryota, Dinophyceae, Prorocentrales, Prorocentraceae.